Messenger RNA from Gryllus bimaculatus (two-spotted cricket), 4353 nucleotides. The record is from the annotation of a GenBank genome assembly. Lineage: Eukaryota; Metazoa; Arthropoda; Insecta; Orthoptera; Gryllidae.
UAUUUUUUUAUUUACCGAGCGCGUGCGAAUUGAAAAUGUUGAAAGUUAAUGGUUAUGAUCUGCUAAUGAUGACAGAUGAAGUUUGCGCGAAAAUAGUACAUAAUUUACUCAUGCAUGGAACUGUUGGGAUUGUUAAGGUACGUCAGAGGUAUAUUGGGUAUAUUUAAGAAGCGUACGUACGCAAGUUAUUUUAGGCGAUUCGCUACCAACUGCUUUCUGUUUAUUUAAGUGAAGUUGCGCCAUACAAUUUACUGUGCAUGGGAACCAGAGAGUCAGUGUGGGACUCGAGGGUAGUUAAUACGGUUAAUUGGAUCGUGCACUGUGAGCCCAUGAACUGGAGCGUGUAUCUGUAAGGUUAGAGCUACUGAUUAUUAAGAUUGGAAGGAACAUGUCCCGACUGCCGUCAGUGAAAUUAGGUGUGGCGUACUUGGGAGCGGUGUUGUCUGUAGCGGUUGUAGUGCAAUUAGUGAAGUUUAUAUCUUAUAUUCCUGCAAGUGCCACGCCCCUACCAGAUGAACCAAGUUCUCAAGAAAGACCAAGCACUGCAUGGGUUGUGCUACAUAAUGUGUCAUUGAUAUGCUGUUUUCUGUUCUUACAUUCUGCUCUUGCUGAUUCAGCGGUAAAGAGCUUCUUUGAAAGAUGGGGGCUUCGAGAUCAACAGCGGAGCAUUUAUGUUAUUGUGACUUGCAUAUCUCUCCAGUUUCUCUUGUAUUCAUGGCAACCUACUCCAUGGUUUGUUCUGUGGAAUUUGAAUAUUAGUAGCAAUCAUUGGUUGUGGUGGAUGUAUACUAUACUUCAUGUGUACAUCUGGAUCUUGGUGUAUGCAGGGAACCUGAUGUUGGAUGUGCCCGAAUUACUUGGUAUUAAGCAGGUCAUCUAUUCAAAUGUUGAACUGCAGAAUCCAGAAAACUACAAGUCUUCUUCACUUCAACGUCUUCGCAAACAUAUGAAUCAUACCAGCUUCCUUGGCUUUUCAAUUCUGUUUUGGGUUUAUCCACUCAUGAGAUUGGACAGAGUUAUAUUUGCCGUUCUCUUGCAGUUAUACAUGGUAAUCAACUGGAAUCCUGACUCGCAGGACUUGAAAUACAUGAAAGAGCAGUUUGAGCACAAGAAAAUUGAAGUGAAAUGACUUGCAAUAUUUGUGAGCAACUAACAUGACAUAAUACUUCUAUAAUAUUGUAUUUUUAAAUACCAAUGAAACAUGUUUAUUUUGAUGUUAUAUGGGAACCAGGUGAUAAUGCUGACAAAUUCUAAUUAUUGUUUGUACAAGUUACUUUACGAGUCAUAUUAGCAUUAUAUUUUCUUAAUGGUAAUGGAUUGUGAUUUCCAUAAUCUUCAUAAUGGAUUAUGAGGUGUGAUUAUUUUCUGGGAGAUGUGCAAUUUAUCUGCUCAGAUUAUUUUUGUAACCUUAGAUCUUUUAUAAUCCAAAAUGUGACAAAAGGCUCAUUUUUAAUGUUGCAAUUAGACUGUUUUUCUUUUCUUCUUUUUUGGAAAUAUUUGGCUUUUCCAUGAGACUGACUUAAAAUGAAAUUUUUGAAUUAUUAUAUUUCAUUUAAAUACUAUGUGAAAAUAUAGUAAUUCAGUUGAACAGAACAGUAUCACAAUGCAAAACUUAAACAAUACUAUAGAUUUACCACAUUGUAAAAACUUUGGGCAAAACACAUUCCGGGAGGCUUAGGAGAUCUUCUGUGUUCUACUGUAUGCCCAUCACCAGACUAAAAAAUAUCCACAAUUAGUAUACUGAGGUAGUACGAUCAUAAAGAUUUAUUCAUUAUCAGAACAAUAUGCUUUGCUUUUGUGCUACAUUACUACGAAUACUUAAAGAUCAAAUAUACUACUUCAGUUUCAUGAUGCCAUGCUUCACCAUCAUACAAUGUAUAUAAAAUAGUAAUUUCGGUGUAUAGAAGUCCGUCCAUAUAAGUUUUUCAUCUGUGUGUUCUGGACACAUCCAAUUUAAUUUUUUUUAUGCUUUGGCACAUUCCCCCUUUCCAGUUUAAAGUAUUCAAUAAUUCAUACUGAAAUAGCAUUUAAGUGUAGUAGUAUGCUAGCAUUAGAAGUGUUGCUCAUUGGUUAGGAGACUGUGAUCUCCACAUAUCAUGACACUUAAUCUUUAAAACAGUGAAGAUAGCAUUAGAUAGAACACUACUAUAAGCAUGGAUCUAAUGUUCUGUUAAUUUUUGUGUGUAAAGAGAGAAUGUGAUAAGAGAUGUAGGUCAGCACAUAGUCUUUCUAAAGCAUUUCCAGAUUUCUGUGGAGAGCUAUUGUCAAUUACAAUAAUUCUGUUUCAGUACAGUCUUUCUAAUGGAUCAUAAAAAAUUUCAUUUUAUUGAUUUAGGUUUUUGAUUUUGAUCAUGCUUAUAUCUUGAGCUGUUAGCGAAUUGUUUUUAAAUCUAUGAAGUAUGUUUGUUCCAAAAAUCUGAUAUUAGCUGUGAAGUGCAAAUUGAAAUGUGCAAUAUUCCCAGAUAUUCGCUGAGUCAUUUUCUUUAAAUUUUGUUGUUUCAUACCUCAUAUUCCAUUAUUGUAAUUCUCAUAUUAAUAUACAUAUAUUUUAUAUUUAUUAACUUGUGUUCAUUAAUACCAUUGAUGUGUUUACUAUUCAGUAUUGGAAACUGUUAACUAGUCAUGUAAAAUUAAGUCUCGAAUAACGGCAGCAAUUUGAGUUAUUUCACCUAGUUUGUUUGUGUUUUUCUCUCUCUUGGAAGUGUCAGCUGCUUUUUGUCUAAAAUACAUGACAAACAAAAAGUAUCAAAUUCAGUUCUAGCUAGUCAUGAAAUACCUAUAUAGGUCCUAAUUGCAGUGCAAAGUAUUUACACAGCACCAGAAACAAGAAGUCUGAUAGAAUUUAUAUUGUAGCUGGGUUCAAUUCUGUGCCUUCCUAUGCCUUAACUGAGACUUUCAAUCUCUUACAAUAGUUAAAGUUGUAAUAUAACGUAACCAAUUGUCUCCCAGUUUUAUUUAUUAGUGAUUUUAUAUAGCAAAAACCAAACUGGAACAUAAUAAACUUACUACAAAGUCAAUUAACCCUUCAAUACAGAUUGUUUCCCAUCUGAUUGCAGGAAUCCGUACCUCCAUAUUAAGGGAUUUUCCUAGGUCAUACAGAAUGUCAUAUGGAAAUAAAAGAUCACCUUAACAGUCAGUGAGCUGACUAUUACUCGUGCAACUUUUUUGAACGAUGGAUUGAAGAAAUGCUGGUAGAGUGGGGGUAUUAGUUACGAAAUUGGCCACUAGAUUUUAUGUAGAACUGCCAAUCUCUGUAGAAUUAGUCAUGCCUUCGCAACGUUCUCAAUAAUUUGCAUUCUAACUUUUUUAGGAGUUCGAGGUAUCUCCUGGGAUAAAUCUUUACCUGCUUCGGUCAUUUCUUUAAAUUUUUUUUAGAAAAUAAGGGAUAGAAGUUCUUGCCUUUAAAAGAAAAUUGUUUCUAUUUCACGCCAGUAAAGAUGUUUGAAAUGUCAUCAGUGCUCUCUGCGAGCUAUUGUCUUCAACUGUUUAUUGUGCCAGAGAGGGUAAAGCAAGAUCAUUGUUGAAGAAAAGUUGCGCGAGUAAUACCUACAAAGCUCCUUUCCCUUCUUUUACAUUGGUAUGAUACCAAGUCCAUCCUACAAUCUACGUUGAAUUAAAACAAAAUUCAUAAAGGGUAGAAAAAAUUAUCAUUAUAAACAUUUGAAAAGUUUUAUUAUUUAUAGAGUUGAAUGUCCAAAAGUAGUUGGUACCAUUGCUAAGACAUAUUUGUACUGCUUUAAGACUUGCUGUUAAUCAUAGACUUUGUAUACUGCUUACAGAAAAUUUCUGUACAAAUUGUACUACCAGAAUUAAUUCAGUUACUGCUGUUCCAUUUCAUGAAAUUCUACUGUUUCAUUAUGUUUUUGUUUAGAUAUUGUCUUCCUAACAGAAUUUAAACGAAAUGAAUCUAUAUAAUAUUUUAUGUAUGAUUCCAUCCAUAACAAAGGGCAUCUUUGCAUGUUGUCUGACUGACAUAAAAAUGCUGGUUGUUUAACCUUGAGUCAUAAAUAUUGUAACAUUCCAUGUUGUAGAAGCAAUUUGAAUAUUCAAGUAAUCAUUAUUGGAAAAUUGAAAUCAUGUUAUAUAUAUUUAUCUAAUUUAUUUCUGCCACAAAGCAAUAUAUCUGUGCCGAACAAAUUGUGAUUAGCAAAUCGCCUUUAAGAUUUUCCAGAAUUUUAAUGACUAUGCCUCUUAGAGGUUAAUUUUAUGCAGUUUUAUGCAGGAUGUUUUUAUUUAUUGGAAUGUAGAGUACAAAUAAUUUAUAUGCCACUGUCAUGUUAUUUCACAGUGCCUUCUUUAUGGAAUAACAAUGUAUUAUUUUUAAUUUUCCUUUAAAUAAAAUUAUGUACAAAA